CCUUUGGAUUCUCUUUUUUUUUCUGGUUGGUUGCAAUUUUUAUAGGCUUAUCACUUAGCGGAAUCUUCUCAUUCAGUUUGGUAGAAAUGCAGGGUUAGCUGUUGCGCCUUGUUUAAUUUUAAAGAUGGCAGAAAGCGUGAAUGUAGUGGAUUGUGAUCUUCGGCGCGGCUCUGAAAUUCUGCAUUUAGAGGACGAGGAGCCACUGAAAGAGCUCGAUGAGAAAACUGCUGAUGAUCAGCAGGUGUUGGUGAUUAAAGAGGAGCGUCUCUUUGAGAGGAGCUCCAGUGACGAAGAGCAGGACCCAGAGAUCUUCCUCAUAAAGAAGGAAAAGGAGGAACUCUGGACCAAUCAGGAGGGAGAGCAGCUUAACACAGAGGAGGAUUGCAACAGCUUCCCCUUGAAUAUUAUUGUGAAAAGUGAAGAUGAAGAUGAAGAAGAAGAAGAAGAAUAUCAGUCUUCACAUAUUUAUCGUGGGCAAACUGAACCAGUCAAAGAGACAAGCUGCAAAUCAGUUCAGUUUAUAAAAACAGAACCUGACGAUGAGGACGGUUUCGGAGCAGAAUCCACAAGAAAGCUGCGAAUAAAAAGUUUCCUUCAUAUUAAAACUGCUGGAAAAGCUUCCGACUCCUCUGAGACUGAAGUCAGUGAUGAAGAUGAUCAGUGGCAGGAACCGCUGCCAGAUUUUAGAGCAGAAGUUGAUUCAAAUAAGAGCAGAAAACCUGGGUCAGGCGACCCGGCCAAGGCUCUGUACAGCUGCUUCGAGUGCGAUAAGCGGUAUUUCUACAAACAAUCCCUCCAUAGACACAUGAAGUGUCAUUCCUCUAGUUCUGGUAACGCAAGCCGCCCCAGCGAGCAGGAAACCACAGAUUCAGACGCAGCAGUGGCGAAGAAAGAGAAAGUGUUCAUUUGUGACGUCUGCGGGCAUGGAUUCAAUCAGAGGACAAACCUCACCACGCACAAGAGAGUGCACACAGGGGAGAAACCGUUCAAGUGUGACGUCUGUGGGAAAAGGUUCAACCAGAGAGGGAAUCUGCGCAACCACAGGCGAAUCCACACUGGGGAGAGGCCAUUCAUAUGCGACUUCUGUGGCGAGAGAUUCAGGAAUCAAGGGAUUCUGCAGGCGCACAUGAGGGUCCACACUGGAGAGAAGCCUUUUGUCUGCGGCGUCUGCGGAAGGAAAUUUUCCCGCAAGACUCAUUUUGAGACGCACAUGAGAGUCCACACUGGAGAAAGGCCGUUUAGCUGCGGUAUCUGUGGCAAAGAUUUUCGGCAUAAGCUGCAUUACCAGGAGCACACCAGGGUUCACACAGGGGAGCUGCCGUUUCCUUGCGAGGUCUGUGGGAAGAAAUUUCGGCUUCAGUGUAAUUUAAAAAGACACCUCCGAGUUCACACAGGAGAGAAGCCCUUUAGCUGCGACGAAUGCGGAAAGACGUUCAGCUGCAAAUCUCAUCUGAAGCGACACAUAAAGGUCCACACUGGAGACCGGCCGUUCUCCUGCGAGAUUUGUGGAGAUACAUUUGCAGAACCAGGAGCCGUGAGGAGCCACAUGCUGGUCCACACAGGGGAGAAGCCGUAUGAGUGCGACGUCUGUGGGAAAACCUUCAGGCAAAAGAGCACGUUAACAAGACACAAAGUGGUUCACACAGGAGAGAAACCAUACUCCUGUGCUCUGUGUGGCGCAAGAUUCACACAGCAGUGUAAUUUGAAGACCCACAUGAGACUCCACACGAGAUGACUUUCUUUAAUCUUUAAUAUGCUUAUAAAUAGAGAUUCCUGCACUGUUCGUGUAUGUUUGCAGUGAUGAUACCCUGAGUAAUCACAUGAUAGA
Molecule: messenger RNA, 1828 nt
Organism: Cyprinodon tularosa
Lineage: Eukaryota; Metazoa; Chordata; Actinopteri; Cyprinodontiformes; Cyprinodontidae
Product: gastrula zinc finger protein XlCGF57.1-like
Exons: 2
Coding region: 125-1735 (536 amino acids)
Biological process (GO): regulation of transcription by RNA polymerase II
Cellular component (GO): nucleus
Molecular function (GO): RNA polymerase II cis-regulatory region sequence-specific DNA binding; DNA-binding transcription factor activity, RNA polymerase II-specific
Source: RefSeq, a predicted model, not a curated record